CGGCGAGUACAGGUGCGUGCGGAGAAACAAAAACCAAGAAAUGCCUCAUUCCAUAAACAAAGAACUGAUACUUGGCAUCAUGGUGGGAACUACUGGAAUCAGCUUGCUUCUUUUGUGGUACCACAAGGUUCGUAAACCAAGGACCGCAAUGAAUUUACCUAAAUUUCUUUCUCUGGGUAAUACAUUUCAUUCAAUGACUUUGCAAGAUGAAGUGCGUAAUGGCCAAGGAACAGCAGCGAUCUUUCAAGGAAGGCAAAUUCAGAUAUUGGAGAAGUUAAAUGAAUUACUGACAAAUAUGGAAGAACUCAAAGAAGAAAUCAGAGUUCUUAAAGAAGCCAUUCCAAAGCUGGAGGAAUAUAUACAAGGUGAACUUGGAGGGAAGAUAACUGUUCAUAAGAUAAGUCCUCAGCACAGAGCUAGAAAAAAAAGACUUGCCACAGUUCAAAGUUCCGGGACAAGUAAUAGUUCAGAGGAAGCAGAAAGUGAAGGAGGGUAUAUUACAGCUAAUACUGACACAGAAGAACAGAGUUUUCCAGUCCCUAAGGCAUUUAACGCACACAUAGAAGAAUUAAAUUUAGAUGUCCUUCUUCAGAAGGCAGAUAGUUUACGUAUGGAUGAGUCUAGCAAGAUGGACAGUUUUGAACUACUUUGUGACCACAAAGAAAAGUUUAGAGAUGAAAUAGAGUUUAUUUGGCGGUUUGCUCGUGCUUAUGGAGACAUGUACGAGUUAUCUACAAAUACUCAAGAAAAGAAACAUUAUGCUAAUAUUGGAAAGACGUUAGGUGAAAAAGCUAUUACCAGAGCACCCAUGAAUGGACACUGUCAUCUCUGGUACGCGGUUUUGUGUGGCUACGUAUCUGAGUUUGAGGGCUUACAAAACAAAAUCAACUAUGGACAUCGCUUCAAGGAACAUCUAGAUAAAGCAAUCCAAUUUUUACCUGAAGAACCCUUUUUGUAUUACCUCAAGGGAAGAUACUGUUAUACUGUCUCAAAACUGAGCUGGAUUGAGAAAAAAAUGGCUGCUACUCUGUUUGGAAAAAUACCAUCCUCAACUGUAGAGGAAGCUUUGCAAAAUUUCCUUAAGGUUGAAGAACUACACCCUGGUUUUUCUAAGUCCAAUUACGUGUUCUUGGCCAAGUGUUAUAUCGAUCUUGAACAAAUUGAUGAUGCUGUGAAGUUCUGUGAUUUGGCAGUGUUGCUUCCUUGUGUAACCAAAGAAGAUAGAGAUGCACAGAAAGAGGUGAAGAAAAUAAGCACUUCCUUGAAGAGGUAAAUAAAAGAACUUGCUCUUCAACAAAUCAGAUGUGGUCUACUAAAAUUUAAACUAAUCAAAGUUGUGUUUUUUAUUAUCCUUUUUUCUUUUUUGAUGUAAGGGUAAAUGUGCUCAGAUUUGAAAGUAAAACCACGUUUCUGCAGAAUGCAUUCCAGUAGUAGCACUACAAAACUAAUCAUGUUAUUUGGAGAAAUCUAUUUCCUAUAAUGUCAGUACAAAAUGAUCUUUAAACAUGUAUACUUUAUAUUUUUCCUAUCAAUAAACUGUGGUAUUCAGAAUAUUUCUUUAAAUAAAAUAUUUAAUUUAAUCCCAU
This is a messenger RNA of Ceratotherium simum simum (southern white rhinoceros), 1586 nucleotides long. The record is from RefSeq and is a predicted model, not a curated record. Lineage: Eukaryota; Metazoa; Chordata; Mammalia; Perissodactyla; Rhinocerotidae.